Messenger RNA from Desarmillaria tabescens, 1041 nucleotides. RefSeq lists its product as uncharacterized. The record is from RefSeq and is a predicted model, not a curated record. Bases 1 to 1041 code for a protein of 346 amino acids. The transcript has 8 exons. NCBI's taxonomy places the organism in Eukaryota, Fungi, Basidiomycota, Agaricomycetes, Agaricales, Physalacriaceae.
AUGGCGCCCAAUCUCUCCAAUCUCACCGUCCUGGACCAGUCCCCCACUUUCAUCUACUCUCCGUAUCGCGAAGGGGACCUCAACAUCAUCCUGGAAACUUCUGGCACUUCCCUUCACAGCACGACUCUUCAGGGCGCAAGCCUCCAAAUAUCUUUCAUGGGUACUGCGAUAUACCUUGCAGGAUCGGGCACUGCUGGCGGCUACUCCACAACACUUGAUGGCGGCGAUGCCGUUGAUGGGAACCCGGCCAAUGGCUACCUCGUUAGCCACGACGGCUUGGACUAUGAAGCUCACACGCUGGUUUUGAAUACGACGUCCACAUCGCAGUUGAAUGUGACAUCAGCGUUAAUGACCGUAGGCAUUGGUGAUGAGGGUGCUACAAUAACGGAUACAAUACAUCUCGCAAUUGAUGUGACUAGUGAUGGUUCUGCAUCAUUGGAUCCAUUUUUUACAACCAAUGGCAAUGGACCAUUCAAUACCAACCACGACGCACAAGGAUAUUCACGAAUAGACACGACAGGCGCGGGAUCAAAGAUAUCAUUUUCUUUUAGCAGCGCUUCUGCUGUCUUUGUUUAUGGAUCAACGAAUUAUGACCAUGAUGCUUACAGCGUUACACUGAGCCCCGCAGCUGGGGUGUCGACAUCUACGCGAACCUUCAAUUCAACUUCAAAGUGGUUCGCUUAUAAUACCUCGACGUACUGGGAAACGGGUCUUGACCGAGACAAAACGUAUCAAGUCACCUUUGAGAAUCUUGCAGAAGGAAAAUAUUUUGAUAUACAUCAAGUGCUCUUAAGGGAUGGCGUACCGGCAUCCGCGAGUUCCCCGUCAAGUUCGGCGACGUCAGGGACCACCUCCUCGGAUUCUUCAUCUCCUUCCUCUGAUCGUACCCUAUCGACUGGAGCUAUCAUUGGUGUCACUGUCGGCGUAGUCGCCGCCAUUUUGGCCGCUUUUUUCUUCCUAUUCCUAUGGUGUCGGCAAAGGAGGAAAAACAAAACCCGUUAUAAUGCGACGCUUUUGACUGAUUUACGUGAUCCUGCCUAA